This is a messenger RNA of Choloepus didactylus (southern two-toed sloth), 4555 nucleotides long. RefSeq names its product solute carrier family 10 member 1 (gene SLC10A1). Lineage: Eukaryota; Metazoa; Chordata; Mammalia; Pilosa; Megalonychidae. Gene Ontology annotation, cellular component: membrane. The coding region runs from base 179 to 1300 and encodes 373 amino acids. The transcript is spliced from 5 exons. The record is from RefSeq and is a predicted model, not a curated record. Gene Ontology annotation, biological process: bile acid and bile salt transport. Gene Ontology annotation, molecular function: bile acid:sodium symporter activity.
AAACAGCCCAGCCAGUUGCGUGAUCCUUCUAUUUACCCAGAGCUACAUUGUGUCCUGAAACUCGCUGCCCUGGGAGGUGACGGCAGAAGGCGCUCAGCACAGACCAGGCAGAGAAGGGAGUCAGCAGGUGAACAGAGGGUGUGCGGGAUCCUUUGGCCUUCUGCUGCCGCCCAGGAGGAUGGAAGCCCACAACGUGUCCACCGCACUCAACUUCAGCCUGCCGCCCAACUUCGGCAAGCGCCCCUCCGACCGGGCGCUCAGCGUUAUCCUGGUACUCAUGCUUUUCAUCAUCAUGAUCUCGCUGGGCUGCACCAUGGAGAUAAGUAAGAUCAAGGCUCACUUCUGGAAGCCAAAGGGGCUGGCCAUUGCUCUGGUGGCGCAGUACGGCAUCAUGCCCCUCACUGCCUUCGCACUGGGCAAGGUCUUCCGGCUGAACAACAUCGAGGCACUGGCCAUCCUGAUCUGUGGCUGCUCACCUGGGGGCAACCUGUCCAAUGUAUUCAGUCUGGCCAUGAAGGGGGACAUGAACCUCAGCAUUGUGAUGACCACUUGCUCCACCUUCUGUGCCCUGGGCCUGAUGCCCCUCCUCUUGUACAUCUACUCCAGGGGAAUCUAUGAAGGAGACCUGAAGGACAAGGUGCCCUAUGGAGGCAUCAUGAUAUCACUGGUCCUGGUCCUCAUUCCUUGCACGAUAGGGAUCAUCCUCAAUGCCAAACGGCCACAAUAUGUGCGCUAUGUCAUCAAGGGGGGGAUGAUCACCAUGCUUUUGUUAGCAGUGGCUGUCACAGUCCUCUCUGCCAUCAAUGUGGGUAGAAGCAUCAUGUUUGUCAUGACUCCACAUUUGCUGGCCACUUCCUCCCUGAUGCCUUUUGUUGGCUUCAUGCUGGGCUACCUUCUUUCUGCCCUCUUCUGCCUCAACGGAAAGUGCAGACGCACUGUUAGCAUGGAGACUGGAUGCCAAAACGUUCAGCUCUGCUCCACCAUCCUCAAUGUGACCUUUCCUCCUGAAGCCAUUGGGCCACUCUUCUUCUUUCCUCUCCUCUACAUGAUUUUCCAGCUAGGAGAAGGGCUUCUCCUCAUUGCCAUCUUUCGGUGCUAUCAGAAAAUCAAGCCUCCCAAGGAUAAAACAAAAAUGAUCUACACAGUUGUAAGCAUUCCAGGAAAUGGAACUCAAAAAGGGGAGGAGUGUGCUCUUGCACAACCUAACCCUUCCUCCUCCAGUAGUCUGGACUCUGGUCAGAAGGCAAUUCAGAAAGCCAGUGGUAUACUACAGAGAACAGCAGAAAUCCGUCUCGUCUGAGUAAUAAAUCUUUCUCUGACAUUUUAAGCAAAACCUAUCAAAAUCAAGCUUUGGCCUGGAGGAGAGGAGACAACCCUGGAAGACUCAACUUUAUCUCCAGCUCAGAACUUGAUAUAUCUUUUUUUUUUUUUUUAAAUAAAAAAGACGACUCUUCAGUGACAAACUAAGUUUUACGAAGGAAGGUAGCAAUUGUCAUUUGCCCUUAGAUCUCUAGAUCAGUGACUGAUUGAAAAAGAGGCACUUAAUUCCUGAACCAAUCAAUAAAUAGUUUUUACACUAAAAUCAAAUACCUAGAUCCUGUCCCAAGUUGUGACUCAUACAGUAAAUACUCAAGUGCUGCAGUAUUAGACAACUUCAGGAGUCCUUUCUAAUUUAAAUUUGCAACCCAUUCCUUCCCCUUGGGCAUCACUAUUGAGACUGAAAAUCCUGAGGGCACUGCAAAAUGAGACAGCUGGAAAAAGCAGACAAACAGAAGGCAAAACACAAGAUAACCAAUUCCUGCUACUCCCAGUGAUAAUGAAACAAAAGGGAAUUUGGGGAGAACGCAACCCCAGAGGUAGAGGAGAAGAAACUCUGUAAGAAAAUGCCAAGAAACAACUUAAUUUUAAAUGUUUGUGAACCACCAACACUUGUUUCACUAAUCUAGUGACCUGAUCUACUUCAUCAGUUCAUGAGAUCAAUGCUUUUCACGGUAAGCUCCCUCAAAUACAGGAUACUGCCAAAAUGUCUUAGUAAGGGAAAUCUAAAACUUCCUGCAAAAUUUAAAAUUUAACACAUAUACUGCUCAUACACAAACAAGCAUAAAUAAGAGUAAUGAACAAAUAUUAACACAUGCUAACAACUGACCAUGCCUAACUUCAUCAUUUAGUAGGAUCAGGUACAAAUGAUACCAAGACAAAUUUUAUGGCAUCAGCCUCACAAAUGUUCAGGACUACCAAAGUACUCCAAACAUUUCUAAAAGUAGUUUAAGAACUACUCAUUUUGGUCAAUACUUUUUUAAAAACAGAUUGCAAAAAUGUCUAACAUCUUUAAUUUGCAUAUUAAACCUUUAUGUACUUAUCUGUUCAAAUUCUAAUACCUGGCUAUAUUAUCUAAACAGGCUUGGUUAAGCAAAACAAAUUUAAGAAGUUUAGUUUCCUAGAAAGGUUGGGCUGGACUUAAGAUAUAUUACCCUCAACUGAUCCUUAGAACUGGAUUUAAAGUAUGAAUAAAAAUAACCUAUUUAGGGAUAAAGAGAUAGGGAUAACAGAAAACAAGUCAACUGGCAAAAUGACAAACCCAAAACUAAAGUGUGUACCACUUUAUUUAUUUAAAGAGCCCUAUAUUUAAAGAGCCCAAAGCAAAAAAAAAAAAAAAAAAAAAAAAAAAGCCACCUCCUACUUUGUCAGCAACUUCCAACACAAGGCAAUGCUUUAGCUGGCCUGGGCAGCCUUCAAGUUAACACCACAAAGGAAAACCUUAGGGUCAACCACUAAAAUAUUUAAAUAAACCUAGCUCCUGCCACCUAUGUAAAUAGGGGGACCACAUAAACCCCUCCUAAGAUCAGCCUCAUCUUCUAAAAUAUCAGCGUUACAAUUUUUACAACCUUGGAUAUGCAGAAACGUCCUCUACUCAAACAUACCAAAAACCUUUCAUAUCUAUCUCCGAACGGAAACUACCAACCCAUCCUCCGUUUUAGAGAAGCUAAAAGCAAAAUUUUUCUAGUGCUUCUAAUUUUGCCUUCCUCAAAGUCCAUGUAAUGCUAAAGCAGAACAGAAUACCCUAAAGAUAAGACAGAGUAAAACAGUUUUUGGGUUCUGGAACCAGUUGUAAUACCAAUUUCCCAUUUACUUCCUCUCACCUUUGGAAAGGCCCUGAACCUCCUAUUCUAACAUUAUACAGUAUAUGGUACUAUAUAGUAUUAGCAGAUUUUAUUAAAUAGUUUUGAAGAUUCAGUGUACAGGUGAGGUACUUAAAACGUACCAGGCUAAUGUAAUCAGACAUUAAGCAAGUAUUAAUCACUACUGCCGAUAUUUAUCCAGUCUUGGGCCCAAACAGAGAACUAAGAAAAUUUAUAAUCAACCUCCAACAAGAUUCCUAAAAGCAAUAAUGCAUUCUUAUGUUAAGUAUAGGUUAAGAUUUAAGGGCUCAGGUAUCAAUUCUAAGAAAGCAUAGGGACAUGGAGAGACACACGCAAUAAACUGUUAUAAACAACUCAAUUACUAUUUUCAACAGUUCUUUGCCCAUCUUCAACUAACUAUGUAAUACUACUUUUACAAGAAAAAAAUACCCUUUAACUCCACGGUUCCAGAUGAUGUGUUGAAUGCAGAUGACAAGAUGUAAAUAGCAUAUCACAUUAUUCAGACAAAAAGCAGUUUUAUAAUAUUUUAUUAUCAAUAACAAACAGCUGCUUUAAUGUGUCUGUCUUUGUUGUGCAGCUCUGCUGUUAAAGGGUAGGUGGGAGAACAUCCUAACCUCAACAAGGAAAACGCAGAUUAAGCCUUUAUGUACAAGCAAAUUUAGAGCUCUUUUAAGUGUCCAAAGCCAUUAAUUAGUUUAAUUGAGGGAUUAAACCAAUUCUGAAUUAACAUAUUUGAAUAACCAGGAACUAAAAUGUUCAAGUUUUUUUCUAGUACAAAAAAAUUAAAUUUGCUUUAGUUAUAAAAGAGCUCUAUCAAUAUACACAAACUAUACACCUCAGACAUUCACAAAAAUGUGAGCAGAAGGCUUAUCAAAAGACAUUUAAUACAAUUAGUUUUCGACAACCCUUUGAUGGUCCACAUCUACAAAGAUAUCCAGUCCAACCCAACCCCCCUCCAAAUCCCACCCCCACAAAAAGCACAUACUUACCAGAAUUUUUAGCAAGUAUGGUUUGGGAAUUUGUUUUUGUUUUUUAAAAAAAAAAGGUCCCCAGGGCAAGUUAUUUACAGUUUAAUUGCCACUGUCAACUGAUCUGGACCUGGACCUGGACCGGGACCGCUGGCGAUCAGAUGCUGGAGACUUAGAUCUACUUGAAGAACCACGUUUCUGGCUCUUCUCAGGCACAGGAGACCUACUAACAGAACGGGACUUGCUCCGGCUCCGGCUCCGGCUUCUGCUCCUUGACCGGCUGUAAGACUUGCGACUACGAGAACGAGAUCGGCUCCGAGACCUAGAGGAACUCCUGGUCCGCGACCGGGACCUGCUUCUUGACCUACUGGGGGGGGGGAUAAAAAACCUCAAUAUAAAUGUGACAGGCCCCACAAAUUCACUAAAAACUUUGACUUAAAAACAUUA